This is a messenger RNA of Dendroctonus ponderosae (mountain pine beetle), 1963 nucleotides long. Its product is annotated as aromatic-L-amino-acid decarboxylase. The coding region runs from base 283 to 1794 and encodes 503 amino acids. Gene Ontology annotation, molecular function: pyridoxal phosphate binding; aromatic-L-amino-acid decarboxylase activity. Gene Ontology annotation, biological process: catecholamine metabolic process; amino acid metabolic process. Lineage: Eukaryota; Metazoa; Arthropoda; Insecta; Coleoptera; Curculionidae. The record is from RefSeq and is a predicted model, not a curated record. The transcript is spliced from 6 exons.
UUUAAAUUACGCUUAUUCUCAACAGUAGUCUCAGUGAGAAUAGCGUAUCUUCAGCACGAAAAGCAGCAGAGAGAACAGAAAAUUAAAUUGUUAAUUUGUAUUGUACUUAGGACGUGAAAGUGAAUAUAUUGAAUCUCGUUGUGUCGUGGACUACUUUUUUAGUAUUUAAAAUUACGUUCCUAAUAGGAGAAAGUUAUUUAUCUGCGCAGAUCGACUUAUAAGAGACUUUUCGGUAUUUUUCUUCUCUCGUUUGCAAGUUUGGUUGAAGAUUUUGUGAACGAAAUGGAUGCCGAGCAGUUUAGAGAAUUUGGAAAAGCGGCAGUGGAUUAUAUAGCUGAUUAUUACGAAACUAUAAGAGACAGGCCGGUUCUUUCUAAUGUUGAGCCGGGCUACCUGGGCGAUCUUCUUCCCAAAGACCCUCCACAGUCGGGAGAAUCUUGGCGAGACGUUCUAGAAGACGUGGACAGAAUAAUCAUGCCUGGAAUAACACAUUGGCACAGUCCGCAUUUUCAUGCAUACUAUCCAACAGCUCAAUCUUUUCCCAGUGUUGUUGGUGAACUUAUGAGUGCCGGGUUCGGUGUUGUUGGUUUAAGUUGGAUUGCAAGUCCUGCAAUGACAGAACUGGAAGUGGUAAUGAUGAAUUGGUUAGGCCGAAUGCUUGGUCUUCCUGAGCAAUUUUUAAAUUGUUCAGAAGGACCUGGAGGCGGAGUAAUUCAGGGAUCCGCAAGUGAAUCCACUUAUAUAGGACUUUUAGCCGCCAAGGAUAAAAAAGUCAGAGAACUAAUGGAAACGAAUCCCUCGUUAACUGAAGCUGAAAUCAAAGGAAAACUGGUGGCUUAUUCUUCUGAUCAGUCAAAUUCCUCUGUGGAAAAAGCUGGACUUUUAGGAUCGAUGAAAAUGAGAUUACUGCCAACAAAUUCAGAAGGACAACUUGUCGGAGCCGCAUUGCAAAAAGCACUCGACGAAGACAAAAGAGCUGGUCUAAUACCUUGCUACGUUGUUGCAAAUAUAGGUACGACUCCAACAUGUGCAUUUGACAAUUUGGAAGAACUUGGUCCAGUAUGUAACAAAGAAAAUAUAUGGCUACACAUCGAUGCUGCUUACGCAGGAUCAGCAUUUAUCUGUCCCGAGUAUCGGCACCUAAUGAAAGGCGCUGAAAUGGCCGACUCUUUCAACUUCAACCCUCACAAAUGGUUGAUGGUCAACUUCGAUUGUUCAGCCAUGUGGGUGAGGGACGCCCAAUAUCUUGUGGAAGCUUUCAACGUUGAAAGAAUUUAUUUGAAAGAUCAACACAAAGGUUUAGCGCCAGAAUACCGACACUGGCAAAUAGCGUUGGGCAGGAGAUUCAGAGCUUUAAAGUUGUGGUUUGUUUUGCGAAUUUACGGAGUGGAAGGUUUGCAAAAACACAUCAGGGGCCAAAUUGCUUUGGCCGAAUAUCUAUCCGACCUGGUGAAAAGUGAUAACCGCUUUGAAUUAUGCACCUGCAGUAUGGGACUAGUAACAUUUAGAUUAAAGGGCGAAGAUUCUCUUACAGAAAAGCUGUUAGAAGAUAUUUCAAAGAAAAAGGAAUUAUUCCUAGUUGCCGGGCAUAUGAAUCACAAACUUGUUGUCAGAUAUGCAAUUUGCAGUAGAUUAACUGAAAAAAGAGACGUUGACUUUUCAUGGCGCCAAAUAACCGAGACAGCGGAGCAAAUCAUACCAACGCCUAAAAAAUCGCUCACGAAGUCGGAUAAACAAAUACACCCAGUCCUUAAUAUUAACUGCAUAAAUCCUAAUCUGGAAAAAUCUAAGUAACACUGAUAAUGAGCACAAAUUAGUAAUAAUAAUAGUACUCGAUAAGUAUAAUUAAAAUGAAAUGUCGGCAGCGCUGUGUGAUGAUAAAUACAUUUUAGUAGUUUAUUUAUGUGUGAGCAAAGUUGUAAAAUAAUGAACACAUACUUCCCAAUAAAGUGUUAGCAGACAA